Messenger RNA from Caenorhabditis bovis, 525 nucleotides. NCBI's taxonomy places the organism in Eukaryota, Metazoa, Nematoda, Chromadorea, Rhabditida, Rhabditidae. The record is from the annotation of a GenBank genome assembly.
AUGAUUUCACCUUUCGCAAUUCUUGUUUCCAUUUUCCCAUUUUCCGCCGCCCUUAUCGCCUAUGAUAAAGCCAAUGAAUUCCUGAAUAUUCCGGAAAACGAGAUCCGAGUAAUCACUCCGGUUAUUGAAAAUUUCAAGCCAAAACUUCACGUGCAAUUUAUCAAUUUUCAAAAUAUCAAACGAAGAAAGGCAAGUCGCACCAAAAAUGGGCAAAUUCGAAUCGAGACUCAUCUCGAACCAACUGUCGAAAAUGUAACGAUCAACGAUGAUUAUGUAAAGUUAAGGUUCGGAGGAGCUUCAAAAUCACACUUUCCGUAUAACCGAGUAAUUGGCUUCGAAUCUAAUGUCGAGACAACUUCAACGACCACUUGGGAAGCAAUAACUCCUCGAAAUUGGGCGACGACUUCAGCAAAAAUGCCAAAUUAUUCAGCCGAGCCGGCGCUUUUUCUUCCCUCACGGUUUCAUAAAAACCAGAAGAAUGUUGUCAUCGUUUUCAAAAAACCUGUUAAACUUAGAAGAUUCUAA